This is a messenger RNA of Neoarius graeffei (lesser salmon catfish), 1928 nucleotides long. It is a transcript of the gene rap1ab, whose product is annotated as RAP1A, member of RAS oncogene family b. Gene Ontology annotation, molecular function: GTPase activity; GDP binding; GTP binding. Gene Ontology annotation, biological process: cellular response to cAMP; negative regulation of synaptic vesicle exocytosis; Rap protein signal transduction. Gene Ontology annotation, cellular component: plasma membrane. The transcript is spliced from 8 exons. The record is from RefSeq and is a predicted model, not a curated record. Bases 264 to 821 code for a protein of 185 amino acids. NCBI's taxonomy places the organism in Eukaryota, Metazoa, Chordata, Actinopteri, Siluriformes, Ariidae.
GUGUCCCAGAAUUCCGCAGUACCGGAAGUGGUGUGGUUUAAUGUCGGCUAAAAGCAGCGUUCGAGGCGCGGAGUGUCAGACGGGUUUCUGAGGCGGAGCUGCUUUGUGCAGAAAUCCAAGUUGCAGCAGUUCUGCUGGGUGUGUGUGGGGAAUGCGCCUGUGCUUUGGGCUAAAGGAGUGGUUUAUUCGGUUUAAGUCUGAGACGAGGAGAAUUCUGGGCUGGAUAACAGGACGGCUGAGCUGAUUGGUGACGUGCUCCUGCCAUGCGUGAAUACAAGCUUGUGGUGUUGGGAUCUGGAGGUGUAGGCAAGUCCGCACUGACAGUACAGUUUGUCCAGGGCAUCUUCGUGGAGAAGUAUGAUCCUACAAUAGAAGACUCGUACAGAAAGCAAGUGGAAGUGGACGGGCAGCAGUGCAUGCUGGAGAUUCUGGACACCGCCGGCACAGAGCAGUUCACGGCAAUGAGAGACCUGUACAUGAAGAACGGCCAGGGCUUCGCUCUCGUUUACUCCAUCACAGCACAGUCGACGUUUAACGACCUGCAGGAUCUACGAGAACAGAUCUUACGAGUAAAGGAUACUGAAGAUGUGCCGAUGAUUCUGGUGGGGAAUAAGUGCGACCUGGAGGAUGAGCGAGUGGUGGGAAAGGAGCAGGGACAGAAUCUGGCUCGUCAGUGGAACCACUGUGCCUUUUUAGAGUCCUCGGCUAAAUCAAAGAUCAACGUCCUCGAUAUCUUCUAUGACUUGGUCAGACAGAUAAAUAGAAAAACGCCAGUGGAAAAGAAGAAAGCGAAAAAGAAAUCCAACUGCGUGCUCCUGUAGUGUCUCCUCCCUGAAGCACCUUGGAGCCAGAACGCUGUAAUGAAGAACCGUUGCCCUGUUUGGAAAGCUUUUUCCAUCCUCAGCAAAUGAAUCUGCGGACCAGCUGACAAACUUGAAGGAUACACAAUGAGAGAGGGGGGGAAAAAGUGAAGUUGGUGGGGGAUUUUUUUUUUUUGAGAUUCUCAGACAUCUGAGGAUAAAUGUUCAUUUGUCACAACCUGAGUAGGACUCAUUUUUCAGUAUUCCUCAGGAACACUGAGCAAGAUGUAUCUUCUGCAUUUAAAAAAGAAAAAAAAUCGACAAACACGCAGCAUCUUUUCAUUUCCAAACCAAACCACCUUCAACCAGAGAACCACCAGAGCUGAUUGCAUCAACCAUGAAUGACUUGGUAAUAAAGUAAAGACUUUUUAUAUUGGGGGGGGGGGAGGCUUAAUCCUUUAACAGCAUCAAGAAAAGGAAGAUUUGGGAGGAAAUGCGUAACUGUGACCCAUAAUUUUGGUCUCAACAUUUCAGUACCUAAAAGAUUUAACACACAAUUGUGUCUUUUUUUAUGAAGGGGUUUCAUUUCAGGAACUAAUUAUCCCUCCUUUUAUUCUUCUUCUUUAUUAUUAUUAUUAUUAUUAUUAUUAUUAUUAUUAUUAUAAUUUCAGCAUCAGCAUGACCACAUGAUGCAAGAUGUUGUAAAUGAAAUGAAGUUAGUGUUGACUCUCUUCUUUGAAGUAUUUCAUUCUCAAAGCCAUUCGCGUCGACGUUUAUAGACGAAGGUUCGUAAGCUGUGUGGAAUUACACUCCGUCUCCCUUCGCAUCAAUAAGGACCUGACCCUUGACCUGUGACCGUUUUUGUAUUUUAGUCACUCUGCUUUCGUAGCUUCUUCCAUAAACAUAUUCUAUUUUUUGGACGUGUAAGACUUUGCGCUUUUUUUAUAGACAGGAGAAAUGGAUAAAAUACCAGACAGAUUUGUAGGUCUUCUGAGUUUUAAAUAUAUUGUGCUCUAUAUAUAUAUAUAUAUAUAUAUAUAUUAUAUCCUUUAUUCCUUCUCAUGCAUUUGUCAGAAGUCGUUCUGGCUUUUAUGGUUGACCUUUUGAUUAAAUUUUAGUAUGUUUUCA